AUGAAGAAGAAGAUUGUGCUGCCCUUGUGCUUGCUCCUCGUCAUCGUCCUCAUCAACGGCGGCUUUGAUUUGGUGGAGUGCCGACCACACCGCGGCCACCGGCUGCGCAAGGAUGACUACAUGAUGUUUGUGUUCGGGGACUCGUUGGUGGACGCCGGCAACAGCCCACCCACGGCUGCAGGCGACGACAGAGGGAGGUCGCGUCAAUGGUCCUACCCUUACGGCAGCUCCGACGAGGCUCACGGCAACCGCCCAACCGGACGCCUCUCCGACGGCCUCGUCCAAUCAGAUUUCCUAGCAAGGAUCCUGGGUCAAGCUGAAUCUCCACCCGCAUACAGGCUUCGUCAGCCCAACGAGGUUGACCCCUCCGGUGUCAACUUCGCAAUGGCAGGCUCCGGCGUCACAGCCCCGUCGUCGUCUCUGAAGAGUGGUGGGCCGCCGUCGCUUAGCAACCAGAUCGAUCAACUCAGUAGGCUGGUGAGGCACAGAAUCAUCGAGGACAAGGACCUGGACUACUCGGUGGCCCUCAUCGCCUUCACCGGCGGGCACGACUAUUCACGCCUCAACGUCGCCACAAGCUCCGACGACGUGAGUAGCUUAGAUACAUAG
Panicum virgatum (switchgrass) is the source of this 609-nucleotide messenger RNA. RefSeq names its product GDSL esterase/lipase At5g03600-like. Gene Ontology annotation, biological process: lipid metabolic process. Gene Ontology annotation, molecular function: lipase activity. The transcript has 3 exons. The record is from RefSeq and is a predicted model, not a curated record. The coding region runs from base 1 to 609 and encodes 202 amino acids. Lineage: Eukaryota; Viridiplantae; Streptophyta; Magnoliopsida; Poales; Poaceae.